AACUACAGAGUCCACAUCCACACUAGCCUAACCCUAAAUAUCCUUCUCCGAUCUCCUCCCGUCCCCAACUAUUAGCCGCCGCCGCUCCACCUAUCGUCCCCGCGCUUCUCCAUGUCGUUGCCGGCGGCGCCAGCGCUGAACCACCCCGCAUCGGAGCCCUGCCCUACUACCCCACGCCAUGCCCCUCCCCAUUCAGACCACCCCCUUGAGCUACGACGGCCCGGUCCUACCCCUGAGCCGUGGCGGCAGUGGCGGCGGCUGGACAAAGUGCCGGAUUUGGAAGUCCCUGAGGUCACCGGCUGCGGGAGUGCUGGAUUUGGAAGUCCCUUAGGUUGCCGGCGGCGGGAACGGAUCCAUCUCCAUCCGGCGACGAGCGAAGGCGAGUUACAGGAGGUGGCUACAGUGCCCUGGAUCCAGAGUAGAUGGACGGCCCUUGUGGCCGGGUCCAAUUGUCCGCCAGCCACGCCGACGUUAGUCCCCUCAUCAUCGCGGCCGUCUUCUCCAUCCAUGGCGCGCGUCUCCUCAAGGCAAUGCUGUGGAGACAAUGUUCAUAAAGUCGCUGCUUCUGCCAACUUCUGCCUUGCCGCUGCAUGGAGUCGCCUCGCCGCCGCCAUAGCCGCCCAUUGUCACUUUCCAGCAAGGUGCACACACGCACCCAACAUCCAUCCAUCCCUAGGGGAGAUCAGCAUGUGAACAACCACGGCCAUUUCUCUUGGCCAGCACAAGCAGUGCCAUCGGCAGUCAAGACAAGCAGCCAACAACUGGAGAAAGUCCUGAAUCUGGUUAAGAGUUUUCUUGUUGGUACAUUUUUUUGACUUAUAUUUGUUGUUUAAGGUUCAAUAACACUGAAAUAACACAUGUGUGCGUAAAAGAUAUGUCUGCAGAAGAAGACAAGCUGUGUGGUAGUUCACGUUUUUGACUUAUAAACAGUACAUCUCCCACCUGAUCGAUGCCGAUGCCACAGUCCUCGAGCAGAACAGGGUGAGCUUCAUACCGUUCCAUUCUUGAUGUGAAUUAUUCAGGCUGUAGAUUUUGAGCUGUUCAAGAUGUGGACUGUUGUGUGGCUCCAGUAAAAUUAUAACUGUACAGAUAUUUUUGUGUGCAUAAAAUCUGCAUUGUACAAUCUCCCUGAUGUUAUGCAUUUUAUUGAUACUCCACUGGAGUUGCUAUCUCUUGGUGUUCAUGGGUUCUGAGUCUGACAGUACAGAUUUUGAAUUUUUCAUGUAAUAACAAGUAAUACGCUUAGUACUCCACAAUUAAACUAUUAGUGCGGGAGGUCUCUUAGUGAAACUGUAUCAUAUUCUGUGUUAAUAUUUUGCAUGCCAUUUGAAGUUCACUUGGCAAGCAAGUAUUGUUUAGUACUGUAUUUGUUGGUGCUUUGAGAUGAAAUUGCAGCAUAAACAUCGAGUUAGAUGAAAAAUCCUUCGGUGCUGAUUCCGAUUUAAACAUUGAGUUAAUAUAUUCUGUACAAGCCUAUGUUUAUGCCCAAUUUGUGUUAAUUAUCUUGAAGUUAGUCUAUCACUUCUUUACUAACAUUCUUGUUUGUUAAGGAAUGGUGUGGUACAGUGUCUAAUUUUCAGCUGAUCGCUUGUAUAGAAAAUUUUAAUCCAGAAAAACCAAGUACUUGUAUAGGCACGCACAGCUUCCUCUCACUAAAAAAACUAAGUGCUUGUCUCUCUCGCUUUUGUUCACAUUUCUUUUAGAGUACAGAAAUGUUUGAUCCAGAUAAACUAAAUACAUGUACAGGCACACAACUUCCUCUCACAUAAAAAACUAAGUGCUUGUCUCUCUCACUUUUGUUCACAUUUCUUUUAGAGUACAAAAAUGUUUAUCCAGAUAAACUACAUACCUGUACAGGCACACAACUUCCUCUCACAAAAAAAACUAAGUACUUGUCUGUAUCAUGUUUGUUUGCAUUCUUCUUUGAGAAAUCUCAUGUUUGUUUGCUAGGAGAGAAAAUAGACAGCUCCCAGUCUGGUUAUCCCCACACACUUACUGUUUGUUCGGUCCAGAACCAAUGGCUGAACCAACUGCUGCACUUUUAGUUCUGUGAUGUGUGUUUGUUACUUGUCACUUGUAGGCUAACUUGAUUAUACUUUCAUUUGACACACUUUUCUUUGGAGUAGUUAUGCUUGUUUUCACGUGUGUUGCCCACAUUUACGUGGUACCUUAGUAUAGUAGUGGUGUGCCCACAGGUGAUUGCUUGGAAAAUCAACUAAUAUUACUAUUUGGAUUCAUUUGGGAGCUUGCUUUUAUAACAUAUUAUAAUUUUGAAUGUGUUUUGAUUCUACACAGAUUUGGUAGUUAAUCCAUGUUACUGGAGAUUGAAGUUUUUUAGCAGGAAUUACUUGGCUUCGGAUAGCUGCCUUCAAUCGUUGCUGUCGUUGGAGAUUAAAAUAUGUUAGCAGUGCAUUUUCUUUUAAGUCAUGUAACUCACUCUUUAAAAAAACUUAUAGUGCUUUCUAGAUAUGCUCGUGAUGUUUUGAUAUUAGCUUUGCUUUUUCAAAUCAGAUUAGAUUGUUGGAAAUCUGUAUUGUCAUGUAAACUAUUGCUAUUUUUGAAGGAAUGUAGUUUGGUUGUCUUGUUGUAAA
Messenger RNA from Triticum urartu, 2591 nucleotides. RefSeq lists its product as uncharacterized. Lineage: Eukaryota; Viridiplantae; Streptophyta; Magnoliopsida; Poales; Poaceae. The record is from RefSeq and is a predicted model, not a curated record.